CCGCCUGCCCCUGCCAUGGAUACCUUCUUUAAGAGACACUUCCAGCGGAAGGGCCCAGGCCCUGGAGAGGGGCAGCGGAGGACCAGUGGCGUGGGGCUGCCCACGGGCAAGGCCCGGCGCCGCUCCCCGGCCGGGCAGGCCUCCUCCUCGCUGGUCCAGCGGCGCCGCUCCAGCGCCCAGCUCCAGGGCUGCCUGCUGAGCUGCGGCAUGGGGAGCCGGGGCUCCAGCCGCCGGCGCUCCAGCACCAUUCCGCCCGCCUGCAACCCCCGGUUCAUCGUAGACGAAGUGUCCCCCACACAGUCUGCCAGUAUGGGGGCCCAGCUUCUGAGUGCACCCCUGCUGCUGGCCGGGCUGGUGGACAUGAAGGAGGAAGAGGAGAAGGGGCCCCGGGGGGAGGAUGUGCCGGGUGUGGCUGCCCAGCCAGGCCGGGAGAGAGCCGGGACACCCCCACCCCACGGAGCCCGCCCCCUGCUGCCUGUGCGCCUUAGCCGGCGCCUCCGCCGAGCCUCCGCCCACCUGCUCCCUGCAGAAGUGGUGUACGACCCCACCCUCUGGGGCCUGCGCGGCAGCUACCGGCGCCUCAGCCAGCAGCGGCCCUUGAGCCCGCACCCUGGCCCUGGGGGCCGAAGAGCCUCUGGCCCCGCAGCUGGCGCCGCCGUGCCCGCCCGCAUGCGCCUGCUGUCCCGCAGGCGUCAGGUAGCGCUGCGGCGCAAGUCGCCGGGACCCCAGGCCUGGAGCGCCCUGCUUGUGAAAGCCAUCACCAAGUCGGGCCUCCAGCACCUGGCACCCCCUCCUCCCGCCCUUGGAGCCCCGUGCAGCGAGCCAGAGCGGCAGAUUCGGAGCACCGUGGACUGGAGCGAAUCAGCGACGUAUGGGGAGCACAUCUGGUUCGAGACCAACGUGUCCGGGGACUUCUGCUAUGUUGGGGAGCAGUAUUGUGUAGCUAAGAUGCUGCAGAAGUCAGUGUCCCGGAGAAAAUGCGCAGCCUGCAAGAUUGUGGUGCACACCCCCUGCAUUGAGCAGCUGGAAAAGAUUAACUUCCGCUGUAAGCCGUCCUUCCGGGAAUCGGGCUCCAGGAACGUGCGCGAGCCAACCUUCGUGCGGCACCACUGGGUGCACAGACGGCGCCAGGAUGGCAAGUGUCGGCACUGUGGGAAGGGCUUCCAGCAGAAGUUCACCUUCCACAGCAAGGAGAUCGUGGCCAUCAGCUGCUCCUGGUGCAAGCAAGCCUACCACAGCAAGGUGUCCUGCUUCAUGCUGCAGCAGAUCGAGGAGCCAUGCUCCCUGGGGGUCCACGCCGCAGUGGUCAUCCCGCCAACCUGGAUCCUCCGUGCCCGCAGGCCCCAGAAUACCCUCAAGGCGAGCAAGAAGAAAAAGAGAGCGUCCUUCAAGAGGAAAUCUAGCAAGAAAGGGCCUGAGGAGGGCCGCUGGAGACCCUUCAUCAUCAGGCCCACCCCGUCCCCCCUCAUGAAGCCCCUGCUGGUGUUUGUGAACCCCAAGAGUGGGGGCAACCAGGGCGCUAAGAUCAUCCAGUCCUUCCUGUGGUAUCUCAAUCCCCGACAAGUCUUUGAUCUGAGCCAGGGAGGGCCCAAGGAGGCGCUGGAGAUGUACCGCAAAGUGCACAACCUGCGGAUCCUGGCAUGUGGGGGCGACGGCACAGUUGGCUGGAUCCUCUCCACCCUGGACCAGCUGCGCUUAAAACCACCGCCCCCGGUGGCCAUCCUGCCCCUGGGCACUGGCAAUGACCUGGCCCGCACCCUCAACUGGGGAGGGGGCUACACCGAUGAGCCCGUGUCCAAGAUCCUCUCCCACGUGGAGGAGGGCAACGUCGUGCAGCUGGACCGCUGGGACCUCCGCGCCGAGCCCAACCCUGAGGCGGGGCUUGAGGAGCGAGAUGAAGGCGCCACGGACCGGCUGCCCCUGGACGUCUUCAACAACUACUUCAGCCUGGGCUUUGACGCCCACGUCACCCUGGAGUUUCACGAGUCACGAGAGGCCAACCCAGAGAAAUUCAACAGCCGCUUUCGGAACAAGAUGUUCUACGCCGGGACAGCCUUCUCUGACUUCCUGACGGGCAGCUCCAAGGACUUGGCCAAGCACAUCCGCGUGGUGUGUGACGGGAUGGACCUGACCCCCAAGAUUCAGGACUUGAAACCCCAGUGCAUCGUUUUCCUGAACAUCCCCAGGUACUGUGCGGGGACCAUGCCCUGGGGCCACCCCGGCGAGCACCACGACUUUGAGCCCCAGCGACAUGACGACGGCUACCUCGAGGUCAUUGGCUUCACCAUGACGUCCCUGGCAGCGCUGCAGGUGGGCGGGCACGGGGAGCGGCUGACGCAGUGCCGCGAGGUGGUGCUCACCACGUCCAAGGCCAUCCCGGUGCAGGUGGACGGCGAGCCCUGCAAGCUGGCCGCCUCCCGCAUCCGCAUCGCCCUGCGCAACCAGGCCACCAUGGUGCAGAAGGCCAAGCGGCGCAGCGCCGCGCCCCUGCACAGCGACCAGCAGCCCGUGCCCGAGCAGCUGCGGAUCCAGGUGAGCAGGGUCAGCAUGCAGGACUACGAGGCCCUGCACUACGACAAGGAGCAGCUCAAGGAGGCCUCUGUGCCACUGGGCACCGUGGUGGUCCCUGGAGACAGCGACCUGGAGCACUGCCGAACCCACAUCGAGAGGCUCCAGCAGGAGCCGGAAGGUGCUGCGGCCAAGUCCCCAACGUGCCAGAAACUGUCCCCUAAGUGGUGCUUCCUGGACGCCACCACUGCCAGCCGCUUCUACAGGAUCGACCGGGCCCAGGAGCACCUCAACUAUGUGACUGAGAUUGCCCAGGACGAGAUCUACAUCCUGGACCCAGAGCUGCUGGGGGCAUCGGCCCGGCCUGACCUCCCCACCCCCCCCCCCCCCCCCCCCCCCCCCGCUCCCCCCCGCCCCGGUGAGUCACUGCCAGGGGAUGCAGCGCCCCCUAAAGGUGACGAGCUGAUUGAGGCUGCCAAGAGGAACGACUUCUGUAAGCUCCAGGAGCUGCACCGAGCCGGGGGGGACCUCACGCACCGGGAUGGACAGGGCCGCACUCUUCUGCACCAUGCUGUGGGCGCCGGCAGCAAGGAGGUGGUCCGCUACCUGCUGGACCACGCGCCCUCAGACAUCCUUGAUGCUGUCGAGGAAAACGGGGAGACCUGCCUGCACCAGGCAGCAGCCCUGGGCCAGCGUACUAUCUGCCACUACAUCGUGGAGGCAGGGGCCUCGCUCAUGAAGACAGACCAGCAGGGUGAUACUCCCCGGCAGCGGGCUGAGAAGGCUCAGGACACGGAGCUGGCCGCCUACCUGGAGAACCGGCAGCACUACCAGAUGAUCCAGCGCGAGGACCAGGAGACAGCGGUGUAGCCGGGGGCCAAAGCCGGGGCAGCAGGAGGCCUGGGCUGACCAGAGAAUGAGCCCCCUUCUUGCCCAUCUCACUGCCACAUUCCAGUGGGACAGCCACGGGGGGACCCAUGCCCCAGGGAAGGAGCCCCGUGUUGCCCCCUAAGGAGCUGCCCAGACCCAAGGCUGGACUCUGAGGGUCUCACUUGCCCCUGAGGCCCCGACCUGAGCUGAAGGCUCACGGGAACAGGAAACUGAACUGGGCUGGGCAGGCCCUCAGGGGCUGGGACAGGGGCACUUUGGGCAGCCCUUGCUGGAGCAGGAGAUGAGGCCCGAGGGGCAGGGCAGAAGGGCUGGAGCCCCGUCGGGACAGCUUCCUACGCCACCGUCCUACGCCACCAUCGUCCUUCGAAGCCCUGCUCAGGGUCCUGGGAGCUGCGUCCCCUGGGCUGCCCUGAACCCACCACCCUCCCAAAGCUUCCUCGGGGGACGUGGGCUGCUGCACUUGCCUGCCCGCUGACCUGCUUGGCACCAACCUGGGUGACCCUUCCCAUGUCAUUUCAUUGGGGACUUUGUGGCCUGGGGUUUGGGGUGGGGCUCCCACGGUGAAAUGUUUACAGCUGGGUGUGACUCAGUAAAGUGGACUUUUUUCCUUUG
Molecule: messenger RNA, 4011 nt
Organism: Condylura cristata (star-nosed mole)
Lineage: Eukaryota; Metazoa; Chordata; Mammalia; Eulipotyphla; Talpidae
Gene: DGKZ
Product: diacylglycerol kinase, zeta
Exons: 31
Coding region: 16-3378 (1120 amino acids)
Biological process (GO): diacylglycerol metabolic process; intracellular signal transduction; regulation of synaptic transmission, glutamatergic
Cellular component (GO): nucleus
Molecular function (GO): protein binding; ATP-dependent diacylglycerol kinase activity
Source: RefSeq, a predicted model, not a curated record